AUUAAUUCGAUCUGAAAAUUGAAAAAUUUCGGGAAAUUCGUCUCGUUGGAAAGACAAGAGGCCUGAAAGUAGCUGUUUGAUCGGCAUUAGCGCCUGUGCCCCCCCCAACAAAAUCCGCCAUUUUACGUUUAACUUGAGUAAUGACGUAGCCCCCAUUGGGUGUGUGUACCCAAUUCCACAAUAAUUCUAUUCGUUCCUCAAACCAACCGUCAUUACCCCGUAACAAUCAGUGACGAUUGGCUGGAAAAUAAGCCCCAAAUGUCCUCAAAAUAACAUAAAAAUAAUCUCUAAAUGACGGGCGUUGGCAAAAUUUUCGAAUAUAACCCAUAAAAUUCUCCCUCGAAUCAUCAAAUAACCCCACUGAGUUGAGUUUAACCGGGGUGGGGGGAGACUGAGUGAGCUCUAGAGAGUAAGAGGGAGCAAGAGAGAGAGAGAGAAAGAGACAGUGCGUGUGAAGAAAAAAGGAGUUCGAGGGGACACGCGACGGGAGCUGGAAAUCGCGAAAAAAAGGUUCCUGGGCUAAAUUCUAAAACUCCAUUUUGUGUUGUGCACCAGUGAUAGGAAGUAACGAAUAGUAAGUGAUUGUACCCAAGUGGGAGAGGUGACCGGAAGGUGAAAAAACAACGGGUCAAACGGGUUGUAUUAUUUUGUUGAGUUGAAGCCGUUGAGUAAUCGUGUGAGAAAAAGGUGGAAAAAAAAAAAAUGAGCGAAGAGAGUAAUCCCCGUACCCUCUACGUGGGUAAUCUAGAUAUAUCAGUGCACGAGGAGUUAUUGUGCACUCUAUUUUCACAAAUAGGUGCUAUCAAGGGAUGUAAAAUAAUACGUGAGCCUGGUAAUGAUCCAUAUGCCUUCGUUGAAUUUACAAAUCAUCAGUGUGCAGCAACGGCACUUGCCGCCAUGAAUAAGAGACUAUUUCUCGAUAAAGAGAUGAAGGUUAACUGGGCAACUAGUCCCGGUAAUCAGCCAAAACUUGACACAAGCAAUCAUCAUCACAUAUUCGUCGGUGAUUUAUCACCUGAAAUUGAGACACAAACACUCAAGGAGGCAUUUGCACCCUUUGGCGAGAUAAGUAAUUGUCGUAUUGUACGAGAUCCACAGACACUUAAGAGUAAGGGAUAUGCGUUUGUGUCAUUUGUUAAAAAAUCCGAGGCUGAGGCCGCUAUAUCUGCUAUGAAUGGACAGUGGUUGGGAUCACGUAGCAUCAGGACAAACUGGUCGACGAGAAAACCACCACCACCGAGGAGUGAGAGACCUAGGCAUGCUAAUAACAGCAAGCAAAACUACGAGGAGGUAUAUGCCCAGAGUAGUCCAACCAAUUGCACAGUCUACUGCGGUGGCUUCACAAACGGCAUAACCGAUGAAUUGAUAAACAAAACAUUCUCACAAUUUGGUACAAUUCAGGAUGUUAGAGUAUUCAAAGAUAAAGGUUAUGCUUUUAUUAAAUUCACGACUAAAGAAGCAGCGACACACGCCAUCGAGGUUACCCACAACACAGAAAUAAAUGGUAGUAUUGUCAAGUGUUUUUGGGGUAAGGAGAAUGGUGAUCCUAACAGCGUUGGACCCAAUGCAAAUCAGCAAGCUCAGCAGGUGACAUCCGGUGCUGGACAGUACUCCUACGGUUACGGCCAGCAGAUGUAUUGGUACCCUCAACAGGGUUACCCCCACAUGCAGGGACAAUUCCUUCAGCCAGCUCAGUACUAUGGCCAGUACUAUGGCCAGCAAGCUCAGUACAUGAAUGCAGGUAUGAGAAUGCAAGCACCAGCUGGUGGUACUUGGCAGCCAGGUCAAGCAACAGCACCACCACAAGCUGGUUCAGCUCCCAUUCAACCUGGCCAACAACCAACAAUGGUAACAUACGCCAUGCCCCAAUAUCCCACGCAAUGAAACACGUGAGACCAAUUUCAAUAAAGUAAAGAUAAUACGAAAAUAAACAAGAUUGAAACGAAUGAAAAUAAACAAAAUAAUACAGACUAUUUCGACCAUGGGGACUUCUUCAGAGCGUGUAAUCAUCGAUAGUGUCAUUUUUUUUUUCUGAGAAAACGAACAGACAUUUGAAUUUUUGUUCAUCAAGCAAAGACUAUUCCUGAACUCUAUUUUACCAAUUUUUCAUGCUUUUUCGCUUUUUUGUUCCGUUUUUCGUCAAUAAUUAUUGCCGGGUUCAGGUCUCAUCGUCGGUGGAUAGAUUUUCCUUUCCUGUUAAACAUUACUGUAAACGCACGUUUGAUUGAUGCGUAAAUUUGUAAAUUUCCUUGGAUUAAUCCUAUUUUAUACACAAGUAGUUUUCGAACGAAUGAAAAACCAUUGUUACUGUUUCUAAUUAGUGUCUUCCACAUAAGUGUACGAUUUAUAGGGUUCGAAUGAAUUUCUCACUAUUCACAAUAGCUCGUAAUUUGAUAAUCAGACGUUUGUAAAUAAAAUUAUUUCCAAAACUUCUGAAAUUAAUUGAUAAAAUCCAUCGACGAUGUGGUAAAAAGAAGAACUCCCCAACGAAAAAUUUAAAAAAAUUCAAGAAAUGAAUUUACAAGAGUGAAGAAUGCAAGGGUGAGUGAAUCGAAUGAACGCAUAAGACGGGGAAAAAGGUGAAAAAGACAGAUAAUUGCGUAAAAUCUGACAAAACUAAUCAGUUUUGUAAUUGACAUGAGGGAUGUUAUAUAAAGCGAAAUAAAAAAAACGCGAAGAGGAAAACGAUAAUUUAGGUACGGUAGGGCGUGGACCCUCGACAAUGCUUAGGUUAAUGUUAUCUUAUAAUAAAAAAAAACAAUGAAAAAUGGAAAAAAUGAACUUGUCCAUUGAAGGAGAAAAAAGGAAUAAAUAUUUAAAAUACA
This is a messenger RNA of Diachasmimorpha longicaudata, 2825 nucleotides long. It is a transcript of the gene Rox8, whose product is annotated as nucleolysin TIAR. The transcript is spliced from 3 exons. The record is from RefSeq and is a predicted model, not a curated record. Lineage: Eukaryota; Metazoa; Arthropoda; Insecta; Hymenoptera; Braconidae. Bases 703 to 1884 code for a protein of 393 amino acids. Gene Ontology annotation, molecular function: RNA binding.